GAUUCCGAAAUCCUCCGCUGAUUUUAUUCGAUUUUCUCCCAGCAUUCCUGCCUCACAUAUGGACUGCUACAUUUGUAACUUUGGAUAAUUUCCUAAUCGUUCUUUUUAACUUAAUACCGCGCGUAUGCAUAGUGUUUAGUGAGUGUAAUAAUUACUGAUAGGGGGGUGAGUGAUAUGAUCACCAAUCUGGUGAUGACCCGGCUGCGGCACUUGUUGGUGACCGUGGCGGCCCUGCUCAAGCGGAUCCUGUGUUGCUGUUCCCGCCGAAGGAAAGCCUCUACCAGUGAGAGUGGCGGCGGUGGCGAUGCGAUGCUCAGUUCCGUUGACGUGGUCCGUGAUUCGGCGGCGUCUAGAUAUAAGAACGUUGUUGAAAAAGACUGGAAUUCGUGGGACGAUUCACCGUCGACGGUCGAGGAGCAUAUCGAGCGCUACCGGGAGCAGCUGGUUGCUCCCCCUCCGCCCAAGGAGCCCCCUCCGGAGGAGCAGAUGGAUUUCUUCCAGGACAUGGCACCGAAGACAUUCUCCCAGCAGAUGGUUUGCAUUGCGGAGGACGGGCCGGGGGAUGGCGGAGCGCAAUUCAGUCGCCUAACGGCCCAGAUCGACAUUCCAGUGGAGGACGGUUUGACCGAUUGGAACGAUGAUGGACCGCGGGCGGGAUGGGACGAUGCCGAUGAGAACACCACCAAACAGUUGAUUAGAGAAACACGGAAAGAGCUCCGACAGCAGCGGCAGCAGCAGCACCACCAAAGCCGUGGGUAUUACAACAAAUGAAACCGAAUGCGUUUCAUGCUU
Ochlerotatus camptorhynchus is the source of this 792-nucleotide messenger RNA. RefSeq lists its product as uncharacterized. The transcript is spliced from 2 exons. Bases 175 to 771 code for a protein of 198 amino acids. NCBI's taxonomy places the organism in Eukaryota, Metazoa, Arthropoda, Insecta, Diptera, Culicidae. Gene Ontology annotation, cellular component: secretory granule. The record is from RefSeq and is a predicted model, not a curated record.